UGCUCAGGAAGCCUGCCCAGAGAGGACUGUCUAGUGGGCAAAGGGAGGACUCCCGGGCUCCUGACAGCCCUGCUUCAGGCACACAUGGCAUUCAGGGAUGUGGCUGUGGAUUUCACCCAGGAGGAGUGGAUAUUGCUGAGCCCUGCUCAGAGAUCCCUGUACAGGGAGGUAAUGCUGGAAAACUACAGCAACCUGGUCUCGCUGGGAAUUCCAUUUUCGAAACCAAAACUCAUCACCGAGCUGGAGCAAGGGAAAGAAACCUGGAGAGAGGAGAGAAAAUGCCCACCAGCCACCUGUCCAGGAGAGCCGACGCCAGAGCUCCUGCGCCGUGCUUUCUGCGCCCCGGAUUUCCCCAGUCAGAAGUUCCACGUGCAGCACGUGCUGUGCGGCCAGCCCCCCUGGAUCUUCCCGUGCUUGUGUGCAGACAGUCACGCCCAGCCAGGGGAUCUGCGCCAGGGAAGCCAGAGAAAGCAGCAAGAAGCCUCUGACCCAAGCUGCUGGAGUGACAAAACAGAGGGUCCAGAGAGAGAAGGCGCCAGGCCUGCCUUCGGAAAGACAAAGAAAAGAACUUCAGCAGCAUUCUCCAGGGCCCCCCCGAGGCAACCAGGCGGCCCCAGGACGGGCACCGGCGGGGUGGCAGUAGAGGCCAGCCCCGCGCCCACGGGGAGUCCCGAGGGCACGGGCGCGUUGCUGAGGAGGAUGGAGGCCUUGGGGUUUGGGACAGUCCACUGUGGAGAGUGUGGGCUGGGCUUCAGCAAGAUGACAAACCUGCUCAGUCACCAGCGGAUACACUCGGCCGAGAAGCCGUACGUGUGCGGGGUGUGUGAGAAGGGCUUCAGUCUGAAGAAAAGCCUUGCCAGGCACCAGAAGGCACACUCGGGGGAGAAGCCCAUUGUGUGCAGCGAGUGUGGGCGGGGCUUUAACCGGAAGUCCACGCUCAUCAUCCACGAGCGGACCCACUCGGGCGAGAAGCCCUACAUGUGCAGCGCGUGCGGGCGGGGCUUUAGUCAGAAGUCCAACCUCAUCAUCCACCAGAGGACGCACUCGGGGGAGAAGCCCUACGUGUGCCGGGAGUGUGGGAAAGGCUUCAGCCAGAAGUCCGCUGUCGUCAGACACCAGAGGACACACCUAGAGGAGAAGACCAUCGUGUGCGGUGACUGCGGACUGGGCUUCAGCGACAGGUCGAACCUCAUCUCACACCAGAGGACGCACUCGGGGGAGAAGCCCUAUGCCUGCAAGGAGUGCGGGCGGUGCUUCAGGCAGAGGACGACCCUUGUCAACCACCAGAGGACACACUCAAAGGAGAAGCCUUACGUGUGUGGGGUGUGUGGGCACAGCUUUAGCCAGAAUUCAACCCUCAUCUCACAUCGGCGGACGCACACCGGGGAGAAGCCUUACGUGUGUGGGGUGUGCGGGCGAGGCUUUAGUCUGAAGUCGCACCUCAACAGACACCAGAACAUACACUCAGGGGAUAAGCCCAUCGUGUGCAAGGAUUGUGGGCGAGGCUUCAGCCAGCAAUCAAAUCUCAUCAGACACCAGAGGACACACUCAGGGGAAAAGCCCAUGGUGUGUGAGGAGUGCGGGCGAGGCUUCAGCCAGAAGUCAAACCUCGUUGCCCACCAGAGGACACACUCGGGGGAAAAGCCAUACGUGUGCAGGGAGUGUGGGCGAGGCUUCAGUCACCAGGCAGGUCUCAUCAGGCACAAGAGGAAACACUCGAGGGAGAAGCCUUACACGUGCAGGCAGUGUGGACUAGGCUUUAGCGAUAAGUCCGCUUUAAUCACACAUAAGUGGGUCCACUCAAAAGAGAAGCCCUGUGUAUGCAGAGAGUGUGGCCAAGGCUUUAUCCAGAAGUCAUACCUCAUCUUACAUCAGACGACACACCAGGAGGAGAAGCCUAGGUGUGGGAGGUGUGGGCAAGGCUUUAGCCAGAAGUCUCACCACCACCACAGGCCCAUCCAAACUGACUCUGAGACCUAUGGGGCAACCUUCUGACCCAUCACACUCUGAAAGUGUAGAUGUCGGUGAGGACUGAAUACUCAGUUUUUACACUUUGAUGAAAUGGAGCAGAAAAAUGCAUUCCGUAAGUGGUCGAAGGACAUUUGGCUUAGUUUACUUUCUUCACACUAAGUCUUCAUGUUUUGAGGCCUUUUGUUCUAAUAAACUUUGCUUCUUUACAAAUCUGUA
This is a messenger RNA of Miniopterus natalensis, 2187 nucleotides long. RefSeq names its product zinc finger protein 133 (gene ZNF133). Gene Ontology annotation, molecular function: RNA polymerase II transcription regulatory region sequence-specific DNA binding; DNA-binding transcription factor activity, RNA polymerase II-specific. Gene Ontology annotation, biological process: regulation of transcription by RNA polymerase II; embryo development. The record is from RefSeq and is a predicted model, not a curated record. Lineage: Eukaryota; Metazoa; Chordata; Mammalia; Chiroptera; Miniopteridae. Gene Ontology annotation, cellular component: nucleus.